Molecule: messenger RNA, 1395 nt
Organism: Tigriopus californicus
Lineage: Eukaryota; Metazoa; Arthropoda; Copepoda; Harpacticoida; Harpacticidae
Gene: beg
Product: probable malonyl-CoA-acyl carrier protein transacylase, mitochondrial
Molecular function (GO): transferase activity
Source: RefSeq, a predicted model, not a curated record
GUGCUUUUCUGUCUGCGAAUGACUGCAAGUUGUGAUUGAUAUUUCAUGUUUUGAGUGGGUAUCCACUCACCAUGCUACACAUUCUAUCAUGUUCAAGACCGGCUCGGCUUCUCAUCCGAGGACAUCAAUUCCGAUCCAAUCUCCGACAUCUGUCCGAUGAUCAGCCGUCGCCCAUGACGUUGCCCCCUCCCGGCUUUGACUUGGCCAAAGCUUUGAAAACCGACCACGCCCUCGAUCAAAUCCACACCUACGACCCCGAGAGCUCCUCCUCCGUGAAAUCGACGAAGGAGAAACCUGAAACCAAGUUGAAGGUCAUCAAACGCGACGAUUCGCAGAACUAUGUUUUGCUCUUUCCCGGACAAGGCUCACAAUUUGUGGGCAUGGGGCGGGAAACCCUGGGCGUGCCGGGUGUUAAAGAUAUCUUUGAUCGAGCCAGUCAGAUUCUCGACUUUGAUCUCUUGGACAUGUGUCUUAAUGGACCGGCUAAUAUGCUCGAUAAAACUCGAUACUGUCAGGCAGCCGUGGUGGUUUGCUCUUUGGCUGCCGUUGAGCGGCUCUACACCCAAAUUCCGCAAUCCCUUGAAAACUGCGUGUCCACGGCCGGAUUUUCUGUGGGUGAGAUCACGGCUCUGAUCUUCAGUGGAGCCAUCAGUUUCGACGAAGGAAUCCGAUUGGUCAAGGUGAGGUCUGAGUCCAUGCAGUAUUGUUCUGAGCUGGAAGCCAGUGGCAUGAUGACCAUAUUCUUUGGGGCUAAAAACAACGUGUCACUCGGACUACAAGCGGCUAAGAAAUGGGUCGAGGAGAAGCAUGGUAUCGAUACGCCCGUGUGUCUAGUGGCAAACCAUUUAUAUGCCGGUGCUAAAGUCGUUGCAGGUCAUGAGGAGACCUUGCGAUUUCUCGAAAGCAAUCACCAAGAUUUUGGUAUCCGACGAGUCAAACGUCUUCCCGUGUCCGGAGGGUUUCAUACGUCCCUAAUGGGCCCCGCUGUGCCCAUUUUUAAGGAGACCUUGAAUGUGUGCAAUGUGAUGGAUCCAAGAAUUCCAGUUUAUUCGAACAUUAAGAAUCUGGUUUAUACGAAAAGAGGCCUGAUCUUGAAAUAUCUUCCGAAACAGAUGGUGAGACCGGUGGCUUGGGAACAGACCAUGAACAACAUGUUUCGAUAUGAAGAGCCCGAGUUUUUACCAAACAUCGUCGAGUGUGGACCGGGUAAAGCGCUUUCGGGGAUUUUAUUCAAGAUCAAUGGGAAAGCGGGUAGGAGAACAACACGUGUCGAAGUUUAGCACAUAUCCCUUUGUUUCGGAAGUGGACUUGGGCGUCUCUACUCUUGCUUUCCUUUGUCGCCAAAUACAAAUGGAGCAAGUUUGUGUUCGGUGAUGGUGAACGGAUCCAUGGACA